AUGAUAGACAACUUUGAUUUGAAACUAGAAACUUUACUACAUUGGGUAAAGAACACAGAUGAUGAGAAAAAGAUAUCAAAUCAUACAUAUAUUUCUCCCAAAAUUGAUGUGAAAGAUGUGAGAUCGUCAGGUAGAGGUAUCUAUGCAGUUGAACCAUUGAAGAAAGGAGAAUUGAUUCUUAAUAUCCCACAUUCGUUCUUAUUAAAUUUCACCACUGUUAUGGCACAUAUUGUUAAAUAUAAUGGAAUGGCUAUAGAUCUGCACAUACACGUACCGUUUGAUAAAUCAGAAGAUGAAUACACAGAAAUAUAUCGUACAUUGACAAAGGAAGAGAUUCUAGAACUCUCAUCAUUUCAGUUACUAUCGUUGUACUUGACUUUUGAACGAAAAAGAUCUCACAAAUCGUUUUGGAAACCAUUUUUGGAUAUGUUACCAUCUAUGGAUGAUUUCGAAUUGAUGCCAAUAGAUUGGCCACAAGAAGUAUGCACGCUUUUACCUUCAUCUACUGAGGUCAGAAACAAAAAAGUUCGUUCUCGAUUUGACAACGAUUACCAGGUUAUUUGUGAGUUAAUCAAGACAAAAAUUGACAAAGAUGGAGAUGUGACAACUUUGCUCCCACGUCAAGAAGUGUUAUUAUCAUGGUUGUGUAUCAAUUCUCGUUGCCUUUACAUGGAUUUACCAACAAGCAAAAACUCUGCCGAUAAUUUUACCAUGGCUCCGUAUGUUGAUUUUAUGAAUCAUUCAUGUGACGACCAUUGUACGUUGAAAAUUGAUGGUAAAGGGUUCCAAGUACGGACUACUUCUCAAUACAACACUGGAGAUCAAGUUUAUUUGAGCUAUGGACCGCAUAGUAAUGACUUUUUGUUAUGUGAAUAUGGAUUCGUAAUUCCCGAUAACAAAUGGAAUGACUUGGAUAUUAGCCAAUAUAUUAUACCGCUUUUAAAGCCACCACAUGUGGAAUUUUUAAAGUCGUUUGAUUAUUAUGAUAACUAUACAAUGACAAAAGAAGGAAUCUCUUUCCGAACAGAAGUAGCAUUGGCUACGUUACAAGAGUCUGAUCCUCAAAAUUCACGAAAAUUAUUGGCAUUGAUAAAUGGUUACACCGAUGGAGACGUAUUCAAAGAGCAUUCGAAUGCAUUGCUACUGGUCAUAUUGAAUAAGAUAAUUCACGAAGCAGAAAAACAUCAACACCUUCAAUAUGAUGAUGACAAAAGAAAGAAAGCGAUCGGAACUUUGUAUCACGACAUGAAAUCUAUUGCUUCAAACGUAUUAACAUAUAUACAAGACGAAACUAGUUUAUAA
Candida albicans SC5314 is the source of this 1302-nucleotide messenger RNA. Its product is annotated as protein-lysine N-methyltransferase. The record is from RefSeq and is a predicted model, not a curated record. Gene Ontology annotation, biological process: peptidyl-lysine monomethylation; peptidyl-lysine trimethylation. NCBI's taxonomy places the organism in Eukaryota, Fungi, Ascomycota, Pichiomycetes, Serinales, Debaryomycetaceae. Gene Ontology annotation, molecular function: protein binding; protein-lysine N-methyltransferase activity. The transcript has a single exon. Bases 1 to 1302 code for a protein of 433 amino acids.